AUGGCUCCCUCCGCCAAGAACCUCGCAGGCACCUCUCGCCCACAUGCCCACGCCAAAGCCCGCAAGGCCAAAACCCAGCAGGCGCGCGUUGCUCUCGCCAAUGCGAACCGCGUCGCAAAGCGCGAUGUCAGGCGCGGCGCCCGCCCUGGACUACUUCCCAACAGCGGACCGCAGGCAGCACUGAGCCGCAAGAAGGCGCGCAAGGUCGAGAAGGCACUGGCACACGCUGCGAAGAGGCGGGAGGAACAAGGGGAAGUUGAGGGCUCGGACGAGGACGAAGAGGCGGACGAGGAAUACGUUGACGCGGAGGAUGAGGAGGAAGAAGCCGAGGUUGAGAUGAAAGAUGCUGUCGAGCCCAAGGCGUCCAAGAAAUCGAAGAACUCGAAGAAGGGGAAGAAGGCUGCUGCAACAACAACGGAUAUGGAGGUCGACGAUAUCGCUUGA
Messenger RNA from Verticillium nonalfalfae, 444 nucleotides. RefSeq lists its product as uncharacterized. The transcript has 2 exons. Bases 1 to 444 code for a protein of 147 amino acids. Lineage: Eukaryota; Fungi; Ascomycota; Sordariomycetes; Glomerellales; Plectosphaerellaceae. The record is from RefSeq and is a predicted model, not a curated record.